AUGAAAUGGAGGCAUCAUUCAAAGGCAUACUGGGCCAGGAGAGGCCGUGCAGUUGGAAAUUGGGCUGGGGAUAAAGUUUUAACAGAGGGAGAGGAAGAAUGGGGCUUAGAUGAGACCGAAACUCUUGCCCAUAUAGCCUACGGUGGUUUGGAUGGGGAGGACGCUUCUGGAUCGAUUAGUACUGAUGAUGUGGAAACGCUCCUCGAAUUUCACGUGGAACAGAUGCAGAAAUUGGGUACGAGGAUGCCAAUUGAGGUGAAGUCUAAGCUCAAAUCCCUCCUGGACGACAGUGUCAUAACGCCCAGUUUGUCUCACUACUUGACCUUCCUGGAUGCCUGGAGAUCCGGUGACUACCCUUCAUCCUUCGAUAGUCUUCAUCGAUACUUUGACUACACGAUGCAAAACCGAGACCGAUUAUUUUAUCAAUAUGCCCUCAUGAACCUUGCUGUUCUUCAAGCUGAUUUUGAAUGUUACGACGAAGCGGUGGCUGCCAUGCUGGAGACAGUCUCUACAGCAAGAGAGAACAAGGACAUGGCAUGUCUGAAUUUUGCUUUAAACUGGUUAUAUCAUUUCGGGAAGUCACAUCCAAACAUCAUUGAAAGCUCCGGCUCAACGAGUAUGCUUGGCGUUGAGAAGGAAGGUCUUGCAUUCUUACGGACAAAAGCCAAAGAGACUGGUAUGUGGACACUCUGGAGUUCCUCGCUGCUCAGCGAGGCAAAGUUGACACUGUCAAAUGGGGAGAGUGUGGCGAGUGCUUUUGAGGGGAUACUUAAGAGCUCUCACCUAGUGACGGAAAAAGGUAUGAAGAGCAUGAUGGGACCACAAACCGCCAUGCAGUCUUCUUUAUGGGGUCGCUUAGGGCUAGUUUGCCUCUCCAAGCAGUAUAGUGAGGUAUUUCUUCGAUGCCAUGCUAGGUACGGCCUAUUCGACGACACGUUGAGGUUCACCUGUAGGAUAGCACACUAUCUGAUGGAACGUGGUUCUUAUGAACAAGCAGCAGAGAAGCUAGAGGGUUUGGAUUCCAACUCUUUACGCUCAUGGAAAGCUAACCAAUACUGGCUAAGAUAUCGUGGGAUACUACGUCUUAAGAAUGAUCUACAUACCAAUAAUUUAGAAGGAGCCGACCACAUUCUGUCUCAGCUUCUUCAAUGUGAUGGUCUUGAAGCGGACUCGGAUCUUUCCUUUGAAAUCAGCACCCUUCAUGUCGACUACCUCAUUCGUCGAGCAGAUUUUGGCGCUGCGUUGUCGAAAUUGGAGCAGCUUGCCUCUUCGCUAAAAGAACAAGGAGAUGAUAUUAACUUGCGAGUCAAGAUACUGACGAUGAAAGCGCUUUUACAAAGUAGGAUCGGUCGCCCAGAGAAAGGCUUUUCCGUAGCGGUUCGUGCAGCAAGUAUAGCAUGGCGAGCACGCUUGAUGCCAGCACUCUGGGCUGCCAUGGCAGCCGUGGCAAAUAUUUUGGUUGCUCUGUCUGAGUUCCAAGCGGCUUGUCAAAUCGUCAUUGCUAUUCUUCCUAGGGCCUUGGAAUGCGAAAAUUGCACACUAAGCGCCCAGCUCUAUUCUUGCCUCGCAGACUCAUUUAUGGGAUUGGCAGGCCAAGCAGCAGCAGGCGAUCCAAAAAGAACCGAGAACCUGACAAAAUCCUUGGACUUUCUUGAUAGAGCUUUCAAAGAGUUCUGUGCCAUCAGGGAUAUCAAUGGGCAAUGUGAAGCACGAGCUAAAAAGGCGAUGGUGAUGAUGGCUGUCGGUGACAAGACACUGGCAAAUGAUUAUGCUUCUUCUUUCUUAAGCCUUGAGCAGCAGAGAGCUGCGGUGCGUCUUUGA
Messenger RNA from Sclerotinia sclerotiorum 1980 UF-70, 1821 nucleotides. RefSeq lists its product as hypothetical. Bases 1 to 1821 code for a protein of 606 amino acids. Gene Ontology annotation, biological process: protein K11-linked ubiquitination; positive regulation of mitotic metaphase/anaphase transition; anaphase-promoting complex-dependent catabolic process. The transcript has 3 exons. The record is from RefSeq and is a predicted model, not a curated record. Lineage: Eukaryota; Fungi; Ascomycota; Leotiomycetes; Helotiales; Sclerotiniaceae. Gene Ontology annotation, cellular component: anaphase-promoting complex.